Molecule: messenger RNA, 1211 nt
Organism: Emiliania huxleyi CCMP1516
Lineage: Eukaryota; Haptophyta; Isochrysidales; Noelaerhabdaceae
Exons: 10
Coding region: 47-1162 (371 amino acids)
Molecular function (GO): methyltransferase activity
Source: RefSeq, a predicted model, not a curated record
CCGCCCACCACCAACAAGGCUGUGGCUCAGCGCACUCCACGCUCCAAUGCUCCUCGACUCUGUCCGAGCCGCGCUGGCCAGCCGCUCGCAGACGCUCCUCCCUUCGCUCCACGCCGAGGGCACCGACUGCUACCGUCUCUUCCACGGCGCCACCGAGGGCGAGCCUGGCUGCACCCUCGAGCGCUUCGGCGACCUGCUCCUUUGGCAAACCUUUCGCGAUCCGCCAGACAUGGACCCGCAGGAGCUGCUGCCGCGGCUGCGCGACCUCGUCGAGGACGAGACCGGCGUGCCGCUGCGAGCCGUGCACUGGAAUGCGCGGCAGAAGCGGCAGCGGUCGCGCGAGGGUGUGCUCGUGCCGCCGGGCGCGCCGCUGCUGGCUGCGGAGCACGUGGGUUCCGAGAUCGGCCUCAAGUACCGCAUCGACGUGCGUCCGCCCGGCCGCGACCCGAACCUCUACCUCGACUUUCGCGCGGCGCGCCGCUGGCUCGCUGCAAACAGCGAGGGGAGGGACGUGCUCAACGCUUUCGCCUUCACGUGCGGUGCCGGCGUGGCGGCGCUCGCGGGGGGAGCGCGACACGUGACGAACCUCGACUUUUCGCAGUCGGCGCUCGACGUCGGGCGAGAGAACGCGCGGCUGAAUGGCUUGCCCGCCGGCGCGUUCGAGUGCGUGUGCGGCGAUGCCCUUCCCGCGCUGCGCCAGCUGGCCGGUCUGCCGACCAACACAGACCGGCGCUCGCGCGGCGGGCGAGGGCGCGGCGGCGGGCGGGGCGGGGAUCGCAGGGCCAGCGGGAGAGGCGGAGGCGGCGCGAGCAGCCUCGCCCCGCGGCUGCGGCAGCGCGCGUUCGACGUCGUGGUGCUCGACCCGCCGACGUGGACCAAGACUGCUGCAGGCGCCGUCGACUUGGUGAGGGACUACCAGUCGCUCUUCAAGCCGUGUGUGCUCGCGACGCGGCCGGGCGGAACGGUCCUCGCCGUGAACCAUGUCGCGUCGGUCGAGCUGGACGAGUGGGUGGACAGCCUGGAGCGUUGCGCCAAGAAGGCGGGCCGGCCGCUUGAAGACGUCACCGUGCUGCCACCCGAGCAAGACUACCCGUCGCCCGACGGGAAGCACCCGCUCAAGAUGGCGCUGGCGAGGGUCGCAGCAGGCUCCGCCCCACUGUGAUUCGGACUGAGCGACGGCAGGACCCUUUGAAAUCAUGAAUGGCGGCGUC